UAGAAUUAAUAUCACACAUCAUAUAAAUGGACUCCCAAUGGCCAGAAAACUCAUUGGCUGAUCUGAAAAUGUUAAUCAAAGAGUUGAAUUGCGGCCAAGAAUUCACACACAAGCUAAGAGAGGUGAUAAAAAAACCUCUAGGAAAUGGAUACACGAAUAUUUUCGCUGAGAAUUUGGUAGGGAAAAUCAUGAGUUCAUUUUGCAAGACUUUGUCAAUACUAAACUCUAGCAACUCCAAUGAAAAUUCUCCGAUUCCGGUGGUAGCCGUUUUUCCUUGUCGGAAAGACGGCCGGAUGUCGCCGGAAGACUCAACGGGCAGUUGCAAGAAAUCAUCAUCAAAAGAUCGAAGAGGAUGCAACAAGAAAAGGAAAAUUUCAGCGAAAAGCAUAAAAGAAACCUCAACUUUGGUGGAUGAUGGACAUGUUUGGAGAAAAUAUGGCCAAAAACAAAUUCUUGAUUCCCCUUAUCCAAGGCAUUAUUAUAGAUGUACCAAUAAAUUUGAUCAAGGAUGUGAAGCAAUUAAACAAGUGCAAAGAAUUCAAGCCAAUCCACCACAGUUUCGGACAAUAUACCAAGGUCAUCACACAUGUAAAACUCACCCCACAGUUUCUCGAAUGCUCUUAGAUUCUUCAAUAGAUUAUGAGGAUACUUCAAUCCUACUCAGUUUUAAUUCCAAGGAUAAUCAUUAUUACCAUCCUUAUAAUUUUCCCACAUUAUUUUCAACAAAAAAAGAAACCAAAGAGGAAGACUCUCUAAGUUGCUUCUACCCUAAUAACAACCAAAACCAAUCAUCAACCUCCGACUACUUUCUUCCGGCCAAUGAUUCUUGGACCCCGGUAGCUGAAACCUCCGGCGAUGUUAUGGCGGUGGCGUCAUCGUCGGGAUCUGAUAAUGUGGAUUAUAUCUCAUCUGGAUCAGUUUACUCUUCUUGUUGUACUAGCACUCAUAGUUUGGAGAUGGAUAUGAUGUUGGGUUCAAUUGAUUUUGACGAUUUGCCUUUUGAAUUUUAAGGAUAGAGGUAGAUUCA
Messenger RNA from Nicotiana tabacum (common tobacco), 1027 nucleotides. RefSeq names its product putative WRKY transcription factor 70. The record is from RefSeq and is a predicted model, not a curated record. Gene Ontology annotation, biological process: regulation of DNA-templated transcription. NCBI's taxonomy places the organism in Eukaryota, Viridiplantae, Streptophyta, Magnoliopsida, Solanales, Solanaceae. Gene Ontology annotation, molecular function: sequence-specific DNA binding; DNA-binding transcription factor activity.